GUCGAAGCGAAGCGAACCGCCCCUCGCCUGUUUCAGGUGAAGCUGGUGUUGCCUGGAAUACAGCCAUCAAGGCAGUAAUUGCACGGCCACUUGCUCUUGCCUCGCCACGCCAGUUGUUCCAGCCAGGGGUCAGAGCGACGGUCAGCGCCUUCCCUCUCGCGACUUGAGGGAGCCCCUCAUUGUCAAGAGCAAAUGCCCCGCCAUCCCCAUCCCGGCCUACCUUCCCCCCCACAUCUCAGCAGCAGCUGAGCUCUAUUAACCGACCUUGACUCUCCAUCACUCAUCCAACUCAAGCAUCAAACGUCGACUUGCCAACGUCUUCUGUACUACCAUUUGCAUCAUCAGCGACUGCCCUGUACGAACAGCCUCGAUUCAUUCACGACCACACACGGACAUAACAUACAAAUACCCCGCAUCACGCAAGCACGUUCAGAUCCCCCACCAACAUCACAAGAAUCUUGACCAUGGAGCGCGCCAGGAAACCAACAGCCCUCGCCACGACUCCAGGCCUCCCGCCGCAGCCCCAGGUGACUCUCACCGACUCCAACGCGCGCCUGACGGCCACCCUCCCCACGGGCGAGUCCAUCGACAUCCUCCUGCACGGCGCCACCAUCCUCUCCUGGAAGGACGCCGCGGGCCGCGAGAACUUUUGGCUCAGCGACGCCGCCAAGCUCGAUGGGUCAGGCGCCGCGCGGGGCGGCAUCCCCAUCGUCUUCCCCGUCUUCGGCACGAGCGACGGCCACGGCGCCGAGAAGCUGCCGCAGCACGGGUUCGCGCGCAACUCGCGGUGGGAGUUUCUCGGCAAGAGCACGAGCGAGGCCGCCAAGGAGGGCGUCAAGCUCGACUUUGGUCUCUCGUCGCAGAACCUGAGCGACGACGUCCGCGCCCAGUGGCCGUACACCUUUGGCCUGCUGUACAGCGUCACCCUCGACCGCGGCAGCCUCAACACGACCCUCGUCGUCACCAACGACGGCGACGUCCCCUUUGAGUUCCAGACCCUCCUGCACAACUACUUUCGCGUCGACGACAUUGAAAAGGUCACGGUCAAGGGCUUCGAGGACGCGCCCUACGUCGACAAGGCCGACCAGUUCAAGACCAAGACCCAGGCGGGCGCCGUCACUUUCGCCGGCGAGACGGACAGCGUGUACACCCCGGCCCAGGGACCGGGCCACCCGCUGGUGAUCGAGGAGGACGGCAAGCCCCGCUUCCGGAUCGUGCGCGACAACCUCGAGGACGCCGUCGUCUUCAACCCCUGGGUGGACAAGGCGAGGAGCAUGGGCGACUUUGAACCCAAGGACGGCUGGAAGAAAAUGCUGUGCGUCGAGCCCGGGAGCGUGAGCAAGUGGCAGACGUUGGAGAAGGGCGAUGCCUUUGAGGCCGCCCAGACCAUCUACCUGGUGUAGAAAGGGAAGGACGGGAUCAUGCACGCAUGUAAUGAAGAGGCAAAGGCAGUCACAGGUAGAUCUUGGGUAGC
Molecule: messenger RNA, 1474 nt
Organism: Emericellopsis atlantica
Lineage: Eukaryota; Fungi; Ascomycota; Sordariomycetes; Hypocreales; Bionectriaceae
Product: aldose-1-epimerase
Exons: 1
Coding region: 465-1403 (312 amino acids)
Biological process (GO): carbohydrate metabolic process
Molecular function (GO): carbohydrate binding; isomerase activity
Source: RefSeq, a predicted model, not a curated record